GAUGAUGAAGGUGAUGACAGUGAACGAUGAUGAUGAAGGUGAUGACAGUGAACGAUGAUGAUGAAGGUGAUGACAGUGAACGAUGAUGGUGAUGAUGAAGGUGAUGACAGUGAACGAUGAUGAUGAAGGUGAUGACAGUGAACGAUGAUGAUGAAGGUGAUGACAGUGAACGAUGAUGGUGAUGAUGAAGGUGAUGACAGUGAACGAUGAUGAUGGUGGUGAAGGUGAUGAUGAAGGUGAUGACAGUGAACGAUGAUGAUGAAGGUGAUGACAGUGAACGAUGAUGGUGAUGAUGAUGGUGAUGACAGUGAAUGAUGAUGGUGAUGAUGAUGGUGAUGAUGAUGGCGAUGAGAGUAAACGAUGAUGAUGAUGACGGUGGACAAUGAUGGUGGUGUUGGUGGAGGUGAUGCGUAACAGAGCCUUCUUCUCAUAAACCCUCGGGGCCAACAGUCAAGACAGCUGCCAGUAAGUGGUUAAUGACUGAAACUUGUGAGCGCUGCCCAUAAAAACAGGUUAAUUUUUACUUGGCUGAAAAAAGUCCCACCUCCCCGCAGCAUAAAGAGCCGGCGGCCUGCCCCGCGGCGUUCGCCUCUCGUGUCAAGACGGCAGCAUGAGUCUGGGAGCGGAGCCCCUCAGCUGCCCGGCGCACGCCACCGUGUGCUCCGGCGCCGACUGCGUCUACCCCGCCAGCAACUUCAACGCCGUCCUGAGCGUGGUGCUGAGCACGGUGCUCACCGUCAUGCUGGCCAUGGUCAUGUUCUCCAUGGGCUGCACCGUGGACGCCCACAAGCUGUGGGGCCACAUCAGGAGGCCCUGGGGCAUCUUCAUCGGAUUCCUCUGCCAGUUCGGCAUCAUGCCCUUCACGGCCUUCGCCCUGGCGCUGGCCUUCAACGUGCUGCCGGUGCAGGCCAUCGUCAUCGUCAUCAUGGGCUGCUGUCCCGGAGGCUCGGGCUCCAACAUCAUCUGCUACUGGCUGGACGGAGACAUGGACCUCAGCAUCAGCAUGACGGCGUGCUCCUCCAUCCUGGCCAUGGGCAUGAUGCCGCUCUGCCUGCUCAUCUACACCGCCACCUGGACCUCAGCCGGCACCAUCCAGAUCCCCUACGACAGCAUCGGCAUCACUCUGGCCGCCCUCCUCAUCCCCAUCGGCUUCGGCAUGUACGUCAAGCGUCGGUGGCCGGAGAAAGCCAAGAAGAUCCUGAAGAUCGGCUCCUUCGCCGGCUUCGCCCUCAUCAUCAUCAUCGCGGUGGUGGGCGGAGUUCUCUACCAGUCGUCCUGGACCAUCGCGCCGUCCCUCUGGAUCAUCGGAACCAUCUACCCCUUCAUCGGCUUCGGCCUGGGCUUCCUCAUGGCCCGCUUCGUCGGCCAGCCCUGGCACAGGUGCCGCACCAUCGCCCUGGAGACGGGCUUCCAGAACUCCCAGCUGUGCAGCACCAUUGUGCAGCUGUCCUUCAGCCCCGAGGAGCUGGAGGUGAUGUUCGCCUUCCCCCUCAUCUACAGCAUCUUCCAGCUGGUGGUGGCCGUGCUCUUCGUCGGAGGCUACCGGCUGUACCGGCGGAAGUGUGGCGGCGGGCCGGGCCAGCGCCUCUCGCUGGAGGACGGAGAGGCCCAGAAGGAGAAACACCUGGAGGCGGGAAACACGGCCUUGGAUUCAGGAGACGUGUUCAAGAAAACCCAGCUGUGAGCCGCGCAGGCGUGGACUGUGACGAGCGAAGGCGCCUCCUGCGGGCCGAGAGUGAGAGGUGCAGGCCCCGCGCGCCUCUGCCUUGCUGUUUUGAGUUUAUUUAAAUGCCAUAUUGUUGUUGUUUUCAUACAAACUCCUGUUUGUGAUUCGUGCACUUUUGCUGUGACUUUAUUUAAAUCCAAGACAUUGGCCGUGUUUUUGAACUAGUUUCCAGAAAAUAAAGGUGGGAGCGCCUCUUUAGAACCCUUCCUCUCUCGUGUCCUCACAAAGAACCUCCAGCGACACUCGGACAUUCGUUGGUUUGUUUUUUCCAGCGUCAACAGUUGCGACAGCAGCAGCGCCACCUACAGGCACCUCUGGCGACAGCACGAGUCUGAACUGUGGCAGCACGGUUCCGUCAAGAGGAAGGGUCGCAGUGACGUCACAGUCAAGGCCGACGACAUCAAAGCCGCGGAAG
This is a messenger RNA of Synchiropus splendidus (mandarinfish), 2141 nucleotides long. RefSeq names its product ileal sodium/bile acid cotransporter-like. Gene Ontology annotation, biological process: bile acid and bile salt transport. The transcript is spliced from 7 exons. Gene Ontology annotation, molecular function: bile acid:sodium symporter activity. NCBI's taxonomy places the organism in Eukaryota, Metazoa, Chordata, Actinopteri, Syngnathiformes, Callionymidae. The coding region runs from base 611 to 1684 and encodes 357 amino acids. Gene Ontology annotation, cellular component: apical plasma membrane. The record is from RefSeq and is a predicted model, not a curated record.